CUCAGUCAGCUGUUCCUCCGUUGUUUGCAAACAGUCCGUCCGCCUGGUCCAUGGUCCCCGCCUCAUCCUCUGCGCCCCUCUAGCUCCUCCACCAUGGGGGAAAACGACAACAGCGAGAUAAUAGAGCACCAUGUCGAGGAGGAGAUGGAGAAGAAAGGCACGAGAAGCCGCACAGCCUCCUCCAGCUUCCCGGGCAGCGUCACUCCGUCCGACAGAGAGGGCCACAGCGGCACCCAGUCCUCCCACAGACUGCUGGCCUACAGCGACGCGCUCAUCUCCAUCAUCGCCACCGUCAUGAUCUUACCUGUUGCACAUACAAAGUUGCAAAAUAAUGACGAGGAGCUGAGGCAGAGUGUUCAGCUUCUGCUGUCAACAAAGAUUGCCGUUUACUUAAUGACAUUCCUCAUCGUGACUGUUGCAUGGGCUGCUCAUAUCAGAUUGUUUCAAGUAAUUGUACGCAUUGAUGAUUGCCUUGCACUGCUGAACCUUGCCUGCAUGAUGCUGAUAACCUUUCUACCGUAUACAUUCUCUCUGAUGGCCACCUUCCCUGAGAACAUCCUCGGGAUUUUACUCUUUUGUGGUUGUGUGAUGGUGAUGGGUGUCAUACAGUCGGUGAUUGUGGUGUACGCCUUCAGCCGCCCCUUCCUGUUGAACGAGCAGAUUCAGAUCUCAGAGAACCUAACCGUCUACAAACAUCACAUCCUCAAAGUCAUCAUGCGGGUUCCCCUCAUGUGCUUCCUCGCAAGCAUCUUCUCCUUCAUCCUCUUCCAGAUCUCCUACGUGCUCUUGGCAAUUGUCAUCUUCCUGCCGUACAUCUCUAGGUCUUUGAAGUGGUGUCGCAGCAAAGCAAUUGGUCAGGUAGAGGAGACUCCAGACUCCAUUUUGUUUUACACCUUCCUGCCUGAGGAGCCCCUCAGCAAGGAUCGAGUGGAGGCGUUCAGCGAUGGAGUUUAUGCCAUCGUAGCAACGCUUCUCAUCCUAGACAUAUGCGAGGACAACGUUCCAGACCCGACUGUGGUGCAGAAACAGUUUGGCGGGAGCCUGAUAGCAGCUCUGCAGGACUACGGCCCAGAGUACCUCGCCUACUUUGGUUCUUUCGCCACCGUUGGCCUCCUCUGGUUUGUGCACCACUCGCUCUUCCUCCAUGUAACCAAGGCAACGCGCUUCAUGAGCAUGCUCAACACUUUCUCGCUGGCCUUUGUCGGAGGAUUGCCUUUAGCCUACCAGCUAACGCAUGAAUUCCCACGCAACUCUCGCAAUGAACUGGAAGCCAUUCAGAUCAGCUGCGUGAUCAUUUUCUUUGCUGGUAUAUUUCAGCUCGCUAUUUGGGUGGUCGCUCUUUACAACGAACAAGAAACUCUGCACCCUUACGUACGAUAUGGCGGACGCGAGCAUGUGUUUAUGCUAGCUAAGCUGUCUCUGUACCCCUGCGUAGCUCUUGGGACGUUUUUCCUUACUUGUAUUCUGAGUAAAUUUAGUGCCUCGAUUUUCCACCUGAUGGAGAUUACGGUGCCCUUUGCUUUUCUUGUUCUAAGGCUGUUGGUGCGCGGUGGGCUAGCAAUGCUACGGCUAACUUUCUGUCCUGACAGGCCCGACCAGGGGAGUGUUGUAGAAGAGGAAGAUGACGAGACAAGAGUGCCAUUCAAUGCUUUAGUAACCUAGCUAGCUUAACCUCUUAAGCACGAAGGGCCCCCCACAGGGAAGUAGCUACAGAAAGUGAAACUUACACAGAGCAGUGAGGCAUUGUUCCCUAAAUGCUAGGUCUCUGAAAGAGUAACUGUUAGCGAUUGCAUUGAGAAUCACAUGAAGAGGAUAUUCUUUUUUCAACAUUUAAACUGCUUCUAAUGUUGAAAAGGAAUCUGUGUAAAUGGGAUUAGAGGUGACCACACAUAUUAAAAGGCAAAGUAUGGUGGUGACAGGAUGAUACUGAUGGCCAAAGCCUAUCAUUUCAUUUAUUUUUAUCAAACAAUAAUUUAAGAAGAAACUAAUGCUAGUUUUGUUUAGCAAAUUAUCUUAAAACUCUCGAAAGCUAGGUGUUUUAUGAUCCAUAAGAUGGUUUUUCACUUUGAUUUUCGUCCGGAUGUAGCAAAAGGUCAAACUGGGUAAUAGCUGUUUUGUAUACAGGGAUGAAUUGAAGUCAUAUGAGCUAGUUUGAGUCCUAACAUAGCCGUUUAUAGACUUCAAUCAAAGAGAAAGCAAGCAUUUAUAACUAUUACUCGGUUUCUGUGCCAAGUAAAGGUGUAAGGUGAAAAGUCUGUCCAACUGUUUUGGUUAAAAUGUAGCCUUAUCAGCUAUUAAUUUAACCGCUAUUUAUCUAACAAAGAUUUGCUAAGCAUGUUGCAGAAAAAAAAUACUUGAGCUAAAGUAUUUAAAUAGUCUGUAUAAAACAAGGAAAGGUUGAUUUUUUUCUUAAUGUUUGUCUGCUCUCAGAUUUUUACAAGAAUGUAAAUGUUGGAGUUCACCUGUUAGCAAACCAGCUAACAGGUCAACGUACACUGAAUACGUCUGUAGUAUUAGCACUUUAAACAUUGAAAGGGUAUGGCCAUGACAUGUCAAAUUGCACUGCUUAUAAAUAAGAUUUGUGUUUGUAAUGCCCAGUUAUGCUAUCUCACCUUUACAGUUAUGUCCAUGUCAUCAACUGUUUUAUUUUUAGAAGGACAACUGUGCACUUAAAAUCACACCCACAACUCCAUUUAAAAGGAAAAGGAAAAGGAAAGGCCAGGUUGUGCAUAGCUUUUGUUUUAUUUCACUUGAAGUCAUGAUUUCAGGUUUUUCUUUCAAUCCUGCCUUUUAAUGUCAACUCUGUUAUUAUAUGGUUUUAAAAUGAGAAAACAAUUAUUUAAACUGGAAAUUAUCAUUCUUUCUUUUUGUAAACUGUCAAGUACAUUUUUUCCAGGAGGUGUCACUGUUUGUGCUGUAGUGAUGAUGUGAUUAUAAUAAUGUGUGUUUAAUACUGACCUUAGAGACUCAUGUCUGUGACGAGGUGUCAAAUCAAAAACUCAACAUUUGUUUUCUGAAUAAAUCUGAAAUAACUCCUUCAAUGUGGAACUUCUUCGUCUUGUUAUUUUUGAAACAUAAAAAACAAAAUCUACGACAUUUUACAGAAAAAAAAACUUUAUUUACCUCCAAACAGUAAACAGCUUCACAAUAUCCCUAAGAAGAUAGAUAUCAAUAUGUGUUUUUAUACAUUACUUUGUAUUGCCCCGAUAUUAAACGCAUACUUCCUGUGUCAUUUUUGAUCUUCUCCCCUCCAAAAGUUAAAGAUUUUCAUUAGAAAACAUUCCUACUC
Notothenia coriiceps (black rockcod) is the source of this 3289-nucleotide messenger RNA. It is a transcript of the gene tmem175, whose product is annotated as transmembrane protein 175. The transcript has 10 exons. NCBI's taxonomy places the organism in Eukaryota, Metazoa, Chordata, Actinopteri, Perciformes, Nototheniidae. The record is from RefSeq and is a predicted model, not a curated record. Gene Ontology annotation, molecular function: proton channel activity; potassium channel activity. The coding region runs from base 94 to 1662 and encodes 522 amino acids.